This is a messenger RNA of Alternaria alternata, 3096 nucleotides long. RefSeq lists its product as hypothetical. The record is from RefSeq and is a predicted model, not a curated record. The transcript has 4 exons. Gene Ontology annotation, molecular function: calcium ion binding. Lineage: Eukaryota; Fungi; Ascomycota; Dothideomycetes; Pleosporales; Pleosporaceae. Bases 116 to 2638 code for a protein of 840 amino acids.
ACGAAGACAUUCCUCGUUGAGGCGGAGCGACAAGGACAUAUACCGCAAAGCCAGACGCGAUUAGCCUCGUUGCAAGCAAGGCACGAUGGCUGCAGCACCACACUAGACGAGGUCGAUGAUUUUCUUUAAAAAAUAUAAGAAAGUGGAAACUGAGAAGGGUAGGCGGCGAAUAAUAAGUUUGGCAAAGUUCAUCAUGUCGGACGCGAAAAUACUGGCGAAGAAGCUUGAGGGCGAAGCAUCUUCUCUUCAACUACGGCUAACUAGCCUGACGAGUCUGUCCGUACUAAACGUCCGAGAUGCUUUGACCAACAUCGCAGAAGAUUAUCGGACCGGUGUGCGAGAGCCGACUGUCAUUUCGCGAGCCCUGGUUGAGAACGAACCCAUCGACAGGCAGGAAUUGCUCGAGCAGAUCAGUCAAGACCUUGAAGACAGUAACAUACAUCCCGAUUCGAUUAGCCUGAACAUGUCCUUUGUAGACGAGUGGCUAUCCCAAGCUAUAAGCAGUGGUACUCUGGAGGAAGGUUCUACUGCGCCACUCCUACCGCUGCCAACUAGGGCUAGAGAGAACAAGAUAUCCUCAGUUUCAGACACGCAACAUUCAGCCGUCGAGAACAGCGGGAGUCGUGCAUCUGCGUCUCAGGGCUCGGCGCCACCGCCUGAGGCAGCACAGGUCGCUUACAAAGAGAACGUUCCGUGUGACGACGGGGACCUAUAUGCUGAUAUAGAUCAGGCUACUACGAGGCCAGACGAUAGCAUAACCGUGCUAAAUGGAGGUAUCGCGCUUCAAGAAGCACGCUCCCGCGCCAACAGCACUGCCUCAAGUGCUAGUAAGCCGGACGACUGGCAUCCUUACGACCGGCCUGAGCCAACAUAUGUCCGGAACAAACUACAGCCUCUCUUGAUCGCUGAACCAACACCAGAUCCGUUGUCUGCAGAUUCUAUCCACGCUAUUAUGCGAGCUUUCCAUCAAGCUGACUACCGCGACGAAGGUUCCCUUACGCGACAUACGGUACUGUUUCAUUUGCGCGACGUAUUGAAGGAUGCUCCAUGGAUAACCUACUCAGAUGACUUCGAAAGCAUGGUCCUGCGAUUUGAUGCUAACCACGAUGGAUACUUUGGUAAGAACGAGUUCCUGUCUCUCAUCCAGAACUUGAUGAGAUAUACAUCGCAAGCAAGAGAAACUCGGGUCGCAAACGACUUCGCGGCUGUGGUAAGCCAAGCAAGAGCCGACUGGGUAGACAGAAGAGCAGCGGCGCCCUUACCUUUUCUACAUUGGGGUUUCGCAAAAGCGCCUGGGGGUAAAGAAGGUUACUUCGAUACAAUCCUUCAAAAUCCUGUCAAGGAUGCGCCGUAUGAUACAUGUCUAUCGGCCUUCAGCCAUCUCGCGUGGGAGGCGAAAGAGUGCGUUAGCAGGAUCAGCGAUUUCGAGACAGAGUGGAUCGGCAAGGUGCCGAAGACUCUACAAGAUGAGUAUCUCGUUCCACUUCGGAGAGUCCAGCGGGUCGCAAUAACUUUCACCCUUCUCGAGAAUAAGUCGUCACCUCACGAACGCUCCGACCUGGAUAAGUUUCUUGACUGCUCUCGUCUUUCUGCUUAUUUACAUGACGUAACAGACGACCCAGAAAUUGAUCGAACGUCGUCUCUCCUUGUUGCGGCCAAAAGCAUAUGCAAAAUCAUCCUUGACAACGUCCUCGGCUUUACAUUCACGCUAAAAAGCGCGGAGAAGCUAAGAACAUCGAAUUACAAUAAUUUCGGCGAGUUCAAAUCUUGGUGGGAUCGAAAUCGAAUGACUUGGCGAUCGAACAAGAUCGUUAUUGAGUCGGCAAAAUGGAACGUUGUCGAGGAUGCUGUCAACCAAUACAGUAAGGCAGGGAUCAAUAAACUUGUCGUCAUCCGAGCCCACAAGUUCAUAACGAUAUUCAGAAGACGCGAAAUCGAGAAAGCAAUGCGGCGGAAGAAGAGGUUUACUGAAGAGACGCCAUGGGAAGGUCACAUCGAACAAGCGGUCAUAUCCGGUUUGAACCAAAACUGGAUCAGCAAGACGAUUGGCCCCAGCAAGAUCUUCUUGAAAAUCUCCAUCUACGAUGAUCAAACAUUGUAUCAUGCGAAUCAAGAAAUGUUCACUACACCUCAGAAGCGUGCAGCGGAGCACAGUUGGCGUUUGGGGCCGGAAUCGAAUAUACGGCUACUACCCGCAUCCCGUGUUGAGGUCUCUGUGUUGACCUUAGACCUCAAAAGACCAGGUGGAAGAGCAGAUGGGACACUCAUGUACAGAUCUGGCGCAACUAUGAUAUCUCGCUUAAACUUCAUGGCUAGGACUGCGGACGUUGGUGUUCGCCGCAUCACCGGCACAUUAUAUCCAGUCCAAGGUUCCUUUUCCGACAUCGACUACGAGAAGAAGUCGGCGUGUGCUUUUGAUAUCGAAAUACACAUGAAGGACAGUCCUGAAUUCAUGGAGAGAAUCAACUCGCUCGAGGCGAAAGAUUGGCGCCCCCUGCUGCUCGAGCAUCUACCGGGUGAUACUGAUCCUAAGGAGUAUCACGUGUAUACUGAUCCUGAGGAGUAUCACAUGUAUACUGACGCUUAUCGUGACAAGGUUUUGAAGAAGCGUAUAGACAGCGUUGGCAACGGGACGUAAUGCGGUACGAUUGAGGCUAUCGUGAGGUGCGUACGGGAGGUCUAAAAAAAGCUCUAAGUACGAGCCGUACCCGUAGUACAGCCGAUCUAUAGGAAGUUACCCGACUGCAUCUCAUCUCUUCAUCAUAGUAUUACAAUUACCACCCACUACACUCUAAAUCUCACGUAUAAACCAACUUGACAAGACACACUUGACCGCGUGUUUCGACGCCUCAGUAACUCUAAUAGCACAUCCGCCUCAACAACACCAACAAACCACGUCUUACAGGAGCCAAUCACGUUAUAACCAAAAUAAGACAUCUCAACAACGUUAAAAAAGUUUAUAAGUGUUUAAAAAAGGGACGAACAGCGAGGGUAUUGAAUAUGAUACAUCGUAACAGAGAAGAAGACGAAGAAGGAGACGAAGAUGCCGGCGCCAAAAUGCUCCAGAAAGAAAGAAGAAUGCUACAAAGACAUGAC